This is a messenger RNA of Dicentrarchus labrax (European seabass), 3541 nucleotides long. RefSeq names its product proteolipid protein 2b (gene plp2b). Gene Ontology annotation, cellular component: membrane. NCBI's taxonomy places the organism in Eukaryota, Metazoa, Chordata, Actinopteri, Moronidae. The transcript is spliced from 5 exons. Bases 311 to 775 code for a protein of 154 amino acids. The record is from RefSeq and is a predicted model, not a curated record.
AACGCCCCGCUGUCAGCUCCUCAGCUCCUCCCUCCUCCUUCUCCAGAAAGCACAGUUCCUGCAGAGCUACUGUGGUCGUGACUGAGCUCCACCAGGGUCUAUUUCACCGAAACUUUUCACCGGACAUUCAUCAGACAGGAGGAAAAAGAAAACACACUCAAAAAGGGGGGGAGCAGCGGCCAACACUGGGACUAUUCUUUACCAAACUUAUCAAGACAAGUUUGUAUAUUCAAACGCUGUUCGUCUGCUGCUGGCGAUAAGGCUCUAAUACAGCAUACUGUCGCUAUAAUAAGUUAGUUAUUAUCACAGAAUGGCUGAUACAACCGCGACCAGCCCCGGUGCGAACUGCCUGGAGAAGCUGAAAAGUUACGUGAGGACCCCAAAAGGGUUUAUUCUGGCAGCAGAAAUACUCAUCAGUUUCAUUAUCAUCAUCUGCUACGCUGCAUCUCUGUAUGGAGGCUACUCCGCUGUGGCCAUCUGCGAGAUGGUCUUUGCCAUGGUCUUCUUCGGCAUCUUCAUGAUGGAGAUGGACAAGCAGAUCCAAGUGGUCAACUGGGUCUGGAGCGAUCUUUUCCGUGCUGGUAUCGGCGCUGUCCUUUACAUCAUCACUUCUCUGAUCUGUGUGAUCGGAGGAGCGGGGGACGGUGCUCGUAUCGCAGGCGGGGUAUUUGGUUUGAUCGCUGGUCUGCUCUUUGCCUACGAUACCUACACCAUAUUCCUGCAAAUCAAGAGCAGCAGGCAGCACAUGGCAGCUUCCACUGAUGACAGAGUUUAAACACUCCAAGACACAUUUACCUCUGUCAAGAUCGCAGCAGGACAACAAAGAGUAACGUGUGCAGAAGUUAACGGAAGAGUGGAGCAGAGAGGACGAUGGACAGUAAAAUGAACAGGUCACAGUUUAAUCAAUGCCACUCUAUGGCGUGAACAGAACAGAGAUAUAUAUUUUAGGGCCGUGCUUGAGAGGAGGAUGAUGUAGUCGGAGCAAGUGGUACUGUACAUCUGUGCCUGCACUUCAGAUAAAAAUGUGUCAUGAGUAGUACAUGAGGAAUUCCUCUCACAAACCUUUAGGCCAACCUCAAUGUACCACUGAUUUAAAAAGGGACAACUGUAAAUAAUAGGCAAUGGUUGAUGGCAUCAAGCAGCUUGUCUAAUACAAAUGUCUACUGUUAAUGGACUGCUGUAGUGAGUAGUAACUGUGUUUGGUCUUUAGAAGUAACUGACAUGAAUGGGUGCUUUAAAAAAAUUGUUUAACAUUAUACUGUAUUUCCUCAAAUAGUGGCCGGGGCCUUUAUUUACCUCAAGUGCAGAAUUUAACAGGCCUUUAGUUGAAGCAGGCCUUUAUUUUUAAUUCAAUUCUGUUCGAUUAUUGUCAUAUUUGAAUGCCUUAUUUUUAUCUGCCUAAUACAAACCUGUAUCCAUUUCAAAUUAAAAGCCUUUUAGCAUUUCAGUGGACAGAAACCUGUAAUUUCUUAACAAGGCUUUUAUUGUGAAACAUUUGCAAGAAAAUGUUGUGGAAAACUCAUUGACUGUGUUCUAAAUCACAUAUUAACGUACACUAUUGAUACUCAGUAUGGUGUUAAAUUGAGUAUGUAGGGCGUUCCAACUGUGUAGUAUGUGAAUCAUGUGUACACGAGUAAUACCCUGGAUGUAUACUAGAUUAGCAAGAAUGCUUCCUGCACAUACUCCACCGCCCCAAAAUGCAUUGUGUUGCUUCAGACUGUUCACUUCUGAGAAUAUUUGAGACAAGAAAUUAACUGUAUAGAUUACAAAUAUUAGCAAAUUUAACAAAAUCCGCUCACAGACCCCCUCUUGCCCAAUUUGCCCCACAGAUCACUGCAGCCAACGGAGCAGACACAUUUCUAUGUACUGUAUCAUAUUCAGUCUGUUUAGUUAAGUUUAAAUAUAUAAGAUAACUUACUUAAUCAGAGACUUUCAGCCUUUACCUUUUCCCCCCAUUUUUCUGCUUGAUUAUUCUCAUUGUGAACAAUCGUCACACUUAAUGGUUCAUUUAUUAGGCAGUAAGCAGCACACACUUACUGAGCAUGUAGUAGGCAGUACGUUAGUGUGCAAUUUCAAACACAGCCAUUGAUUUGAAAGGUUCCCAUACACCACUUGAAAUGUAGCUGCUGCCUCUUGUGGUGCUUGUAUGUUACUACAAAAUACAGUUGGGCUUAGACACAUGCCCCCCCCUCCCUUAUACAGCUUGUUGAAGGUGGGAAUGUGGCACCAUUUUGUAUUCCAUGUGUGUAUACAUACACACAUGGAAUGAGUUUUUCUGCCAUUAAGUCGACAGCAGAAAUAGUAAAAGAGCAGAAUCUACGUUAGUAUAAAACACAGACAGUGUUACAGGUCAUGCAGCAUGCUAUCUAAAAAUCACACACUGGAGCAGCAGUAUGCCGCCAUUGUUCGGUUAGCAAAGCCUGCGUAAUGACGGGUCUUCUCUACAGCACUAUUGCGGGGUCUCUCUGAGAAGGUCUACAAACAAAUACACCCGCAGUAACUGAAAUUGGACAUCGACACUUCAGAUGUUGAAAAUAGCAUGAUUAUAUUGUUGGAUUUACUAAAUUAAAGUGAUGUUACGUAUACAUUACACUUAGUUGGCAUGUGCAUAACAUGGCAGCCCGCCUGGAGUUUAUCCACCCGUGUGCGCUUCAGUGGUCGGAAGAUUAGAAAGAUAUGAGUGCAGUCCAUUUACCAUUUACCUUGUUUGUCCUGUAUUUGGGGCCUGCCUUUAUUUGUUUGUGCCCCCAGUCAAUAAUCGAUCGACCUUGACAACCAGCUUUUAUUUGAGGAAAUACGGUUGUUAUGCUCUUCUUGAGUGUGUUUUCUGUAUUCUGAGUGAGGUUUCUCAGCUGGCCAAACAUUUCCUGCUCUGUUAUUUAAUCGUUGCCGUUUUGUGUGCUCCCUGUGUUAGAGUGCCUUAAAGUCUCAUUCAGAUUAACCAGUUUCUUUUCAUCUUAUUCAUCUCCUAAAUCCUAAACAUUUGAAGUGGCCUACUGUCAUUGACUAGCAAUAUUUUGGCUGUUUUUGUACUAGUCAGAGUUUAGUCUGCAUCGUUAGAAAACGGUAGACGUCUCUUAACCAUCAACCAAAGGUUCAUUGUUUGUAUUACAGCACCAUCCUCCAGUUUCACCUAUGUACUUUGAUUCUUGCUCAGGUUGUUUUUUCUUUUCCUUUUUACAUUUGUAUCACAUUUUUAAGGUGCAGGAUAUUUUUUGUUGACAUUUUAUACAGACCAGUCGUACAGUACAGUUUUAUUUGUGGUUUUUUUUUGAGUACAUGUUCUCUUUGAUGAGACAGAUAAAGAAAAAUCCAUCGCUAAAGAAAAAAUCACAUUGUUGGAAUUAUAUGAUGUGAACAAUUUGAAAAAAAUGUUCUGUAACUGUUUCCUAAACUCUUUGGUGGUUAUUUGUCCAAGUAAAACAUUGCCUUAUUAUUAUUUUUUUUUCUAACAUGCUUUACAAGAGUCUGUAGUUUGUAAUUUCAAAAUUCAAAGCAGCCUCGCUUUGGGAAAUAAAAGCCAUUGGUAAUACAAAGAAAA